AGUUUUUCAGGAUGGGUAAAGUAGUCGCAGUAGCAGAAGAAAAGAAUCCUCGUUCAGCUGUGCAGGAGAAACCAAGCUUGUGGAAUAAGUUCUUGAUGUUUAUGCUGUCACCAGCUGAUCCAUCCAAUCUUGCUGUGUUGAGAAUUGCAUUUGGUAUGUUUAGUUUUUACUGAUCGUAUUUUAUAUUCUAAUAAUAUUUUACAUAACCUGGUUCUCAGCCAGUUAACCCUUAAAUGCGAACAUCAGUUUUCUUGUUCUCCAUACUGUUCUUACACAUUUCCUUAAGUACUGAUGAGGAGAAUUUGUUUAACAAUCAAAAGUCCUCCUUUAGGCGGUGAUCAUUUCUUUUAUUCUCAUGACCUGAAUGUUUGAUUAAGGGUUGACACUUUUGGGAGAAAUUAGAUGCUUAUCACUAUUCCUAAUAUUUGCUCAAAUUACCUCCCAUAGGUGACCAAGAUAGAAUUUCCCCUACAAUAUCAAUACAGUAUUAAGAAGACAAGUUAUUAGAAUAAAGAAAAAUAUCAAUUAGGGGAUUAUUAGUUGAUCCAAUACUAAAUUGUCAGAACUUAUAUUAUGAGAAUUGUAUGGCAGACAGUAAGGAGAAUUACUAAUGAGAUCUUGUUCUCCAGGAUUGCUCAUGAUGGUUGACAUUCCUCAAGAGCGCAGCAUGUUAUUCAUUGAGGCACACUUUGGAGGAGACACCUGCCACUUUCCUCUGUUCAACUUCAUCAGACCUCUACCAGUUGACUGGAUGCAUGUUGUUUACCUCAUUAUGUUCCUUGGAGCUUGUGGAAUUUUCUUGGGAUUUAUGUUUCGUUUAAGCUGCUUGUCCUUCUUGAUAACCUACUGGUAUAUAUUCCUGCUAGAGAAGUCGCGUUGGAAUAACCAUUCAUAUCUGUAUGGAUUAUUUUCAGUGAUGCUUCUGCUAAGCAAUGCCAACUGUUACUGGUAAGUUUCAAUCCUGUUUUGCUAAAAUGAACAAUUUUUUCAUCUGUCAGCAUGCCUCAUGGAAAUUGAAGUAUGUGGAAGUUUGUGAGCAGGCUUCCUCUUUAUUUGCACAGCAAGAUGCAAGUUUCUCUGCCCACCUGCAGGGAGACUUGAGAUAAAUCAGGGAGAGUUUUGCUGCGGAAUGUUGAAGCUUUGAAUUGAUUGACACAUAAGAUACACUGGUGAAUUCUGAUUUGGUGGUUUUUUUUUUUCAUUCAAUGAUAAAUGAAAUGGUUAUUUUUUUUAAAAUAUUUUCAUUCCUGUUACUCAUCACUUCAUUUUUUUCAGGUCUGUGGAUGGGAUUUUAAAUCCCACGAUAAAGAAUUCCCAUGUUCCAAAGUGGAACUAUGUUUUGCUGCGUUUUCAGGUAAAUUAGUUUUUUUAUAGCCCAUGUUCUAAGGAUUAUAACUAUACUUAUCAUAUACAAUGUAUAGUUCAAGUCCAAGGUAUUUACAAGCUAAACCCUUAACAGCUAAACAUCAGAUGAGUGUGCAUAUUCUCCAUACUGUUCUUUAUAGAUAUCCUAAGGUGUUAGCAAAGAGAAUUUAUUUAACACCAGAGAUAGAGCCCCUUUAGCAGGUGAUCAUUUCCUUUAUUCUGUUGACCUUAAUGUUUUCUUCAGCAAUGAUAAUGUAAGGAGAGAUUAGCUGCUAGUCACACAUAGGAGUUGAAAGGUUUCAUUACACCCAUUUUGAAAUCACUGGUGGUCCCUGUAAUCUGAUUGGGUCUAAUUGGUGCGAUUUAUUCACAAAUCACACCAUUUUUUGCUUUAAAUCGCAUCAUUUUCCCAGCAAAUGAGAAGGCUACACUGAAAACAAAACAACCAAUCAGAUUUCAAGGCUUGUUUAAAGUAACCAAUGUAAUUGCAGGAAAAUGAAAGACAAAGAGCAUCAUGUGGCAAAUUUUGCAACCUUUGUUUCCAAAACUCUUGUUUUUUCCCCUUAAAAAAUGGAUGAAUUUAAUUUCAAACUUGCUCAGUACUGCAUCAAUAAAAUAUUUGAACCAACCAUGUCCUGUACUUGGGCAAUUUCAAAAUGGAUGUAAUAAACUGGUAGUUGAACCUUGUACCGUUCAAUUUUAGUCUAAAAUCAUACUUCUGAUUUCAAAUUGAACUUGCACUGUGUGCUCACUCGAUUUUGAAAUCACACAUAUGAUUUCAGCCCAAAUUGCACUCCACUCAGUUUAAUUACAAUUAUAAAUGGUACAAACAUGGCAGAUUGAAGCUCUCAAAACUAGGAUAUUCAAGUGAAAGCUCACUGUUUUCUUCAUAUGGUUUGCGAGGCACAUCUGAAAAAAUAACUGUCAACGACACUGCCUCCUUUUGAUAAUCCCCCUGCAAUAAGGUUUGUAUGAACAGCAGAUAGAUUGCUGUGAUAUCUCAGCCAGGUCCUUCACUUUGACAAGCUCAGCCAAAAACUAACCCUUUUACCCCUAGAAAUAAUGAACUUGUAACUUUUCCCUUUGAUAUCCAUACAUUAUACAACAUACAUUUGAUAUCCAUCUGGCAAACAGGUGAUUAGAAUACUCAAACUUAUCACGUAAAAGUUGUUAUCUCGAUCUAGCACUAAAUUCAUGUUACUAAUUAACAAGAAAAUGUGUAGCAGCAUGAUGAGAGAAUUAACAAUCAGAUCUUGGGAGUUAAAGUUGUAGUGAAACACACUCCUAAAUCUUCACAAACUUUAUCAACCCUUUAAUAAUUAUUGCUAAGAGUGACUAGCAUCCUAUUUUUCCCAACAGUAUAACCCCUGCAUCACAAAUAUUCUCUUGAUUGAUAAACAAAUUCUCCUCAUCAGCACCUUAGGAAAUGUUUGGAAAACAGUAUUGAGAAUAUGCAUACUGAUGUUAGGGUGUAGAGAGUUAAAGGUUAUAACAAUAACCAAAAAUUAUGUUUUCUUAAUCAGUAAUGUCAAAUAAAUUAGACUAAGUGAAAUUAGAUUUGAGGAUAGUAAACACAUAUCUUUCUGCUUGGUAGGUAUUUCUGGUGUAUUUUUACGCUGGUUUGAAGAAAAUUGACAUGGAUUGGAUGACUGGGUAUUCUAUGACAGGUCUCUCACGCCAAUGGGUGUUUGAUCCAUUCCGUUCUUUCCUUGAUGAUGAAGCUAUUGACCUUUACCUUGUCCAUCUCGGAGGACUGUUCUUUGACUUGUUCGAAGGCUUUCUUCUAAUUUUCGACAAGACACGCCCCAUUGGAAUCUUCUUUGGAGCCAUGUUCCAUGGAAUGAACUCUCAGAUGUUUCACAUUGGUAUGUUUUCAUACACCAUGUUGGCUACUUUAUUCUUGUUUUGUGCUUAUGACUGGCCCAAGAAGCUCUUUUCGUGCAUGCCCACCUUCAUGAACAUGAUUUUACCUUCAAAAGAAGAACCUCAAGUCAGUGCACAUUGUGUGUAUCAGGAAUCAGUCAAAGGUACAGUGAACGGCAAAGAACAAAGCAGUGAACAGAAGCCUUCAAAGAAAAGCAAAACAGCAACAUUUAAACAGAAGGUGUUUGUGCUCAUCGCUCUUUUUUAUAUUGGAGUCCAGCUCUUUCUUCCAUAUUCACACUUUGUUACAAAGGUAAGAGAACAUACGCAAUUCAGCAUUGUUGUAUGUUAUGUGACUUUUCAACCCUUUCACUCCCAGUUGUGAUCACCAAGCAAUUUCUCCUUACAAUAUCCAUACAAUUUCAAGUAAAAAGGUAACAAGAAGAAAGAAAAACAUCAGCAAGGAGAUAUUGCAUGAUUUGACUUCAAAUUCUCAGAACUAGAAUCACAUGCAAUGUAUGGAGAUGGUAUAGAGAAUUCAUUUGUAGAUCUUGGGAGUUAAAGACCCAAAUGAUAGAGACCUUGAAUAGUAUUUUUUAUGUACUGAUCACCAGUUUAUGAUGAAUUAGCUGGUUGGUUUUUUCAGUAUAACCCUUUAACUCCCAGAAGUGAUUAACAGGAAACUUCUCCCUAUAAUAUCCAUACAUUAUUCUGCAAACAGGCAAUGAGAAUAUUCAAACUUAUCAGGUAGAAGCUGCUAUCUUGUUCUAGCACCAAGUUCUUAUAACUAAUUUACAAGGAAAUGUUUAGCAGCUAGAGGGGAGAAUUAACAAUCAGAUCUUGGGAGUUAAAGGGUUAAAUAAAGCAUUUAUAAUCAUUAUUAUUAUUAUUAUUAUUAUUAUUAUUAUUAUUAUUAUUGAAUAUGAAGGCAAUCUUGAAUACUACUUAUGCAGAAGUGAAAAUAAGCACUCAUGCAGUACUCUACCAACUGAGCUAAGAUGCCUUGUUACUGCGCAAGUGGUGUUCAUUACUGCAAAGAUCACUUUCCUAUUCACUUCUUUAUCCACAGGCCACAUAUAUGAUUUUCAUAUAUUCAUUGUCAUUUGUUAGAGACCUUGCGAGCCAUUUUAUAAAAGUGCCAACUCUUACUUAUUUUAUUUCACAUCAUUUGAUGUCAGGGUUACAAUGCAUGGACCCAGGGACUGUAUGGAUAUUCAUGGGACAUGAUGGUGCAUUCUUGGAGCACUCAACACGUCAGGGUCAAAGUAGUGGACCAGGCGUCCGGAGAGGUCACCUAUAUAAGGCCCUCGGUAAGAAUCCCAGUUUUCAAAUCGUAUUAUAAUUUUGAUCAUUUAAAACAGAUAACUAAAGUGAAAGCUCAUUAUCAUGAUAGUAAUUGUUAUCGUGAUCGUGAUCGUGAUCGUGAUCGUGAUUGUGAUCAUGAGUAUGAUCGUGACAAAAACAAUGAUCGUAAUUGGGGUGACCGUGACCGUGGGUGUGAUCGUGACGGUGACCGUGACCGUGGUCGUUAACGUCAUCGUCAUCACUUUUUGUUGUUUGUAGGCGUGGUUAAGGGAACAGCGCCAGUCACGCUGGAACUCACACCCAGACAUGAUCAAACAAUACAUGACAUGUAUGACUGAGAAACUGACGGCUCACCAAGAUCUGAACAUCACCAAACCUGCUAUUUAUCUGGACGUGUGGCGCUCAAUGAACAGACGCUUCCAACAGCGUAUGGUGGAUCCAAACGUGGACAUGGUCACGGCACCGUGGUCACCGUUUAAACAGACGCCCUGGAUUCAGCCCCUGCUGACUGAACUAUCUCCAUGGCGGGAGAAGUUGGUUCAGAUCAGGAAAGAGCUGAAGGAGAAGUCUAACUUCAGUGAAAUUACCUUUGUGGCAGACUUUCCUGGCCUUCUUUUGGAGAAUUUUGUGGACGAGGAGCUGAACACAUCUUUGACUCUGCUGCACGGUAAAUUCUCAAAACGUCUUGAAAGUAAUCGGGUUUGCAUUUGUUUUGUGUAACCUCUCCUUCCACCUCACGAUAAGUCCAGGAAACUGGCGCUACCUUAUCAACCAAUCACACGUAAACUAGAACCAGUCACGUGUUGGCCACUGAGGUUUUUCCCGCGCUUCAGCCAGUUCGCUCAUUUCUAUGGACAGUUCAGUUUCGUAAAUUUACGUGCGCGAAUUUUUGCGUCAUAGCGGCUCUGUCUUAUUUCAUCAGAACUUCAGCGGGAAAUCUUCGAGCGGCCGGCCAAAUUGAUCCAUUUGCGCAUGCCUUACGCUCGACUUCUGCAUUUGUGCACCCAACCAUGGCAUUGAAAGAAAUGCGGGCGCACAAACCCAACACGUUCAGAUACUGAAUCGAUUUGCACUUGCUUUUAAGGUCAAGUAAAGGUGGAGUUUAACAAAACAAACCAUACAGUGGAAGUAGGCGGAGAAAUCUCCAUUCCGUCCAAUGACACACACGUGGUGUACACGGUGUCUGAAACGCCCUCGUGUUGGAUGUACAUAUUCACUAACACGACCGAGUGGAACAACGAGACUUUAAGGAACUGGAUUCUACAUCCGGGUAAGUUGCUAUCUAGGCUGGGAAGAUUUUCAGCUCUCAGGACCACUCCUCUCUUUUGUUGAUUUUUCACCUUUUUUUCCUCCGACAGAAACGUCUCCUUCCCAGCAGAAGAAAAUGGCUCUCAAAAACUUAACCGUGUUGGAAAACUUUCGAUUAUUUACUUUAGACAAGUUCUUCGUCUUUCGCCAAACCUUUUUGAAUACGUAUUAUGCUCUGGUCCAUUUGACUUUUGGGAUCGAGUCCGAGUAUUAUGACGAAGAGGAUGACGGGAAUUCAAGCGAGCAGGAGACUGGGCAUAAAGGAGAUCAGGACGAGACUCCAUCCGAGGAUGAUGACACAAGUUAUGUGGGGGACAGUGGAGAACCACAUGAUCAAGGAGCCGAACACAAAGAAAGUUCACAAAGAAAAGAACAGCAGAAACAAGAGUUAUGAAAUAUUUGCUUUAGACUUUUGGUUUUUUAGAUUUUGGUUUUACGUUUGAAAUGAGUUAAGACAGAAGCAAGUAACUUCAUAUGCUUCUGUUUUUUUAAACAGUUGGCUUAAAGAGGGAUAAAUUAGUUAACCAUAUCCAUAAAACGUGAUCAAAAUCUAGUUUUGGAGAGGAUAAAAUGUUCUGAAGUAGUUCUCUUUGAAUGUUUUUCUUUGAAUUCAGAAAAUUUCCCUUGAAUUGAUUCCUCUGUGAGGUUUUGGUUGAUUUUGUUGGUAACCAGUUUACUUUCUCUUGGAGAACAUGAAAAUAUAUUUUGAUUGUAAUGUCUUUUUGAUCUAGUCUCGUUUCCCUAUAUUUGAUUUUGUUUGUUAGCAAGACAUGUUCUCUAGAAGUUUCAUUUUUAACUGAAGUCCUCCAAGGAACAUAUCUUUUCGUGUUGUCAAAUUGUUUCAAAUUUCGCAGAUUUUCCAUUGGUCCGCCAAAAUCCCCUUAAAAAAAUGUCUUGCCCUUUAUUGUGAGCGAAGGUACUCUGUUUGCAGUGCCAGUGGUACAAUGUAGAAAGUCAGCCUUGUAACUUAGGUGCAUGCAGUUCGUUCUUAUGGGAAAUGGUUGCCAGUUCUAGGCGUUUAGUUAGUCGGCGGUGCUUGAAAUAAGUUCAUUCUACCUCAAUCCUUCAUUAAUUUUGUGCGCUUCAUUUACGAACUGAAAGACUCGCAGUUGGCCCAAGAUCAAUUACAAGAAACGAACGUGUAAUGAGCUUGGGCUGCCUGUGAACGACUGAAACAGGCGGGAGACGGUCAUUUGUUUCUAAUGGACCAGGUAGUCCCUAAAAAAACUUAUCAAUUUAUGUUUAAAAUCUAGCAUCUGAGUAAAGAGUGGAAAGUAUGUUCAGUGAGUGCGAUUUCGCGACAGCUGCCAUGCGUCAAAAAUCUUUAACCAUCAGUAAAGUUUGUGGGUCUCAAACAAUUUUCUUUUUUCUCCCUCAGCCCCUUUCCCCC
Pocillopora meandrina is the source of this 7231-nucleotide messenger RNA. NCBI's taxonomy places the organism in Eukaryota, Metazoa, Cnidaria, Anthozoa, Scleractinia, Pocilloporidae. The record is from the annotation of a GenBank genome assembly.